AGAAGACAUCAGCAGAUAAAAUCUGCAUAACAAUAGUAAGCCUGACUGAUCCGCAAAAGACUAGCUUUUUUCCGUAUUUAAUAAAAAAAAGCAUCCCAACAGACGAUUACAUAUUGUACACGACUUUGGACUAAAGCAAAAUUCAUUGUUUUUAGAUUAGUUUCAUAUUGGAACAUUACAACAAUGGUUCUCUCGCUGAUUUUGUUAGGUCUUGUGGGUUUAUUUAUAUUUUACUAUUAUGGAAUACGGCCCAUGAGUUAUUGGAAAGAAAGGGGAGUGAAACAAUCAAAUCCGGUUUGGUGGUUUGGAGAUAAUCAAAAAAGAAUGUUCAGAAAAGAGAAUAUUGUUGAUUUCUUCCAUAGAAUUUAUAAUAUGGAUCCGAAUUCUAGGUACUUUGGAUUUUAUAAUUUCAAUUUACCAACUUUGAUGAUAAAGGAUCCAAAACUGAUAAAGCAAGUAACUGUUAAAGAAUUUGAUCACUUUACUGAUCACAGACGAAUCGUACCACCAGAUAGUGAUCCUUUUUGGGGUAGAAAUUUAAUAGCAUUAGAAGGUCAACAAUGGAAAGAUAUUAGACCAGUUCUCAGUCCUACCUUUACAAGCAACAAAAUGAAAACAAUGUUUACGUUAAUGGACGAAUGUGCGGAAAGCUUAAUGAACUAUUUUUCAAAAUAUAAUCAAGACAUUAUCAAAGUAGAUAUGAAAAAUAUUUCAACUCGUUUUGGUAACGAUGUCAUAGCAACAACUGCUUUUGGUGUAAAAGUUGAUUCUUUAGAUGAGCCAAAUAACGAAUUUUACAAAAUGGGUACACAAAUUACAGAUUUUUUUUCACUAAAGAAAACACUUGACUUUGCUCGUGCCUUCAUUUUUCCAGAAUCAACUAAGUACUUCAAAGUAAAUGUCUUUGAAAACCCAUCACGUCAGUUUUUCACUGACCUUAUUGUAAAUAAUCUGAAACUUCGGGAAGAACAGGGAAUUGUUCGUCCAGAUAUGAUACAUCUUUUGAUGGAGGCUAAAAAUGGACAUAAUCAAAAAGUAGACAACGGAAUCACAAAUACUGACAUUAUUGCACAUGCACUAAUAUUCUUUUUUGCUGGUUUUGAAUCAGUAUCUUCGCUGAUAACUUUUACUGCAUAUGAAUUAGCUAUCAAUCCAGAAAUUCAGAAGACAUUAAGAGAGGAAAUAGUAGAAGCUUUCCAAGAAUGUAAAGGAAAAUGGGACUAUGAAACGCUGUUUAAGAUGAAAUACUUAGAUAUGGUUAUCUCAGAAUGUUUGAGAAAAUGGCCCAACUUUCCAAAUACUAGUCGUGUUUGUACUAAAGACUUUAUUAUUGAACCAGAAUUACCAGGCGAAAAACCUGUAUUAAUUGAAAAGGGAACUCUUAUAGAAAUGCCAAUAAUUAGUAUGCAAUAUGAUCCUAAAUAUUUCCCAAAUCCUGAACGUUUCGACCCAGAGAGAUUCAGCGAUGAAAAUAAGAACAAAAUUGAUCCAUAUACUUACUAUCCAUUUGGAUUGGGCCCAAGGAUUUGUAUAGGUUCAAGGUUUGCCUUAAUGGAAGCUAAGAUCUUUUUUGCUCAUUUGUUAUUAAGUUUUGAAAUAGUACCUGUUAAGGAAACAUUGAUCCCCAUGACAUUAUCAAAAAGGCAUUUUAAUGUUUAUCCUGCCGAUGGAGUUAACCUAGGAUUGAAAAGGUUAAGAAUAUAGUGGACUAUACAAUUUUAUUUUUAUGUUAACGUUUUUGUUAAUCAAUAAU
Messenger RNA from Psylliodes chrysocephalus, 1753 nucleotides. The record is from the annotation of a GenBank genome assembly. Lineage: Eukaryota; Metazoa; Arthropoda; Insecta; Coleoptera; Chrysomelidae.